Molecule: messenger RNA, 2543 nt
Organism: Cynoglossus semilaevis (tongue sole)
Lineage: Eukaryota; Metazoa; Chordata; Actinopteri; Pleuronectiformes; Cynoglossidae
Gene: cnppd1
Product: cyclin Pas1/PHO80 domain containing 1
Exons: 8
Coding region: 139-1467 (442 amino acids)
Biological process (GO): regulation of cyclin-dependent protein serine/threonine kinase activity
Cellular component (GO): nucleus; cyclin-dependent protein kinase holoenzyme complex
Molecular function (GO): cyclin-dependent protein serine/threonine kinase regulator activity; protein kinase binding
Source: RefSeq, a predicted model, not a curated record
GUGUGUUUGCGUAACUUAGCUUAGCUCAGUUUAGCUUAGCUCAAGUUCUUCCGGGCGGGAGUGGAUUAAGGCCGUUCCAGAACAGUCGUAUAGAAACGUAAUUAAACAAUUGGCUAAGACUUGUCAAAUGCUGUAAAUAUGGAUUUCGACGCUUUAUUCAACGAAAAAACAUUUCAGUUUUCGGACUUCCAGGAAUUCACGUUUCUUCCUGGACAUCAGAAGUUGACUGAAAGAGUGAGAAAGCGACUGUAUUAUGGCCUGGACAAAGACAUUUCUUUGGACACCCUCUCCUGUCCUGUUACUGAUAUUGCUGUCGAAAUCUUCCAAAAGUCUGCCCCAAGCCCCAUCAGAAAGCUCCACAAGAAGUAUGCUUCACAUGUCGUAAGGGAGGCCUGCAUCUCUCCAUGUGCCAUGAUGUUGGCUCUAGUUUACAUAGAAAGGCUCCGACAUAGAAACCCAGAAUACCUUCAAAAAAUCUCCUCCUCUGACCUUUUUCUGAUCUCCAUGAUGGUUGCCAGCAAGUACCUGUACGACGAAGGUGAAGAAGAAGAAGUUUUCAACGAUGAGUGGGGAGCAGCAGGAAAGCUGGACGUCCAAACUGUCAACAAAUUGGAAAUUAACUUCCUGAAUGCUAUUGGGUGGAGCCUUUUUACAAAGCCACAUGACUUCUUUGACAUAUUAAGUCAUCUGGAAACCAGCAUUGCAGAGCGACAGGGGAUGAAACGUGGCUGGUUCACCUACACUGACCUGUGUGUUCUUCUGGAGCAGUCAGCAUGGAGUCAAGCUCUCACCACAAUCUACCAGCACUUUACUAAAGUAUCUUGUAUGCUUGGCCUGGUCUAUCUGACCAGUGUGGCAGGUCUCAUUGCCACCAGUGCUGUGCUCCAUCAGCUCAGUCUCUCCAGAACCAGUCAGUCUCCACUCGCACCUCAAACCAAAGGCCCCACGGACUAUGUUCACACCUCAGCCCUGAACCCUGACACUUCAGCUGCAGCUCACCACCUUCCCUGCUGUGUCCUGGCCAACCAAAGUGUCCAGUGUCAGACUGGUGCCACAACUGAAGUGGAGCAUCAGAGAGAGAGUCCAACGUCGGCUUCCUCACAAACAUCGUUGUUAUGCCUGUGGGGUUCCCUCUUUGCUUCACUGGGUCACACACAUCCUGAAACUACUUCUGACAUGGAGACCUCUCAGACCUGGUCCACUGCUUCCUACUUCUGCCCUGGCUGUCUGGCAACCCUCCAACCUCUCCAGUGUGGGUUUAAAAAUACCUCAGCCCUCUACACUCGUGUUUCUCAAGAUAACCAUCAGGACUCCUCACUGUGGCAGAUAACAUCCAGCCUCGUCAAGGCCACUCUCCCCAGUCUGGACUCUCACUUUGGGGGUUUUCCCUCCGUACAGCUGGGAUCCUGUCAUCCAAGCACUGUGUUACCUGUGGAGAAAGUUCCAGCUCUGCUGAUGCCUGGUUAGAGCCUGUGUGUUCUCACUGCUGUCAGCCUGUGGUGAAAAAGUCUGGAAAUUAAACUAGCAUUGUUUUCAUGACUCAUUCACAGCUUUAAUUGGAAUGUCUGGGGUUUUUAGUUUGGUUUAUAUGGUAUUGACACAUUUUUCAGUCCUAACUAUGGCACUAACUUGAACCACCAAGGUUACUUUUGGAGACAUUUCCGUCAAACAAGACACAAUGACAAUGACACAAGAAAAGCUUCCCUCGCAUCAAACAAAUUGUCUUAUCAAAUUAUCAAAAUAUCUUGUUGUGGUGAUUGCUGCUUAGUCUCGCCUUGAAAAGCAUUUUCAAAUUCCCUCACUCUUCACCACUAAAGCCCAUAGUAACAACCUCAUUGUGUGCAUAUAAGACAGAGGAAAAGUCAAGCAGAAUCCUGGCGUUGAGAGAAUUAAAUGUCAGCCUUGAUGGAGAUGAAAUAGAAACGGCUGCUUCUGUGUGUUUUCAUCUCAUGGACAUUGGUUAUUCAGACUGAACAGCUGAUUGUCUUCAGAUUCCUGUUAAAAAUACUGUCUUGAGGGAUAUGUGGGGCAAUCAACUUAGAUCUGCAGCUUUAUUUGGCCUAAUGUCUCUCAGAGCAGUAAUGUUUUCACCUGGUGCCGCAAUAGUUCAUAGAACCACACUUCCAAAAUAUGCACUUUCCCUUUAAGUUACAUUAAGUUUAUUCUUACAUUCAUAAAGAUUUUGCAAAUACACAGGGAGUAGAGUCCAUGAUUUUGAUGAUGUUAAAAUGCCAAAAACCUUUGUCAAAACCCUGACAUUUUAAUUCACGCAGAUGUUUUUGCUUCAAAGCCGUUUUGCUACACACACUUUUGCUAGAUUGAAGAUUCUGACCUGUGUUUUAUUGUUGGUGGGGCAUUUGUUUGAUUGUUUUGAGAUGAGAAGUGAGCAUAUCCUGGUGAAUUUUAUUCAGAAAACACUGUUGGUGGGGGCGGGGGCAGGGGCAAGGUUAUUUUGUCUUUGAACAUACACUUUAACAUACUCUUCAAGCACUGAUUUAUCAAGACCGUUGUUUGGUACUACUUCCAAUACAUUUUGUUUGCUU